Molecule: messenger RNA, 2214 nt
Organism: Nothoprocta perdicaria
Lineage: Eukaryota; Metazoa; Chordata; Aves; Tinamiformes; Tinamidae
Product: sulfate transporter-like
Exons: 2
Coding region: 1-2214 (737 amino acids)
Biological process (GO): transmembrane transport
Cellular component (GO): membrane
Molecular function (GO): sulfate transmembrane transporter activity; chloride transmembrane transporter activity; bicarbonate transmembrane transporter activity
Source: RefSeq, a predicted model, not a curated record
AUGGAGGACACAUCAAGUCAGAAGUCAGGACAGAGCAAAGAUACACAGAGCAAUCUCUCACCUGAAGAGUCUCCUGUCCAUUUUAUACACACCAGGUUGGAGGAAUAUGAGCCUGUGGACCUCAGCACCCGGGAUCUCAUCCUAAAGAAAGCCAAGAAGGUCUGCCUAUGCAGUCAUCAAUCUAUCAUUACCUUCUUCUGCCACCUGUUUCCAGUGUUGGAUUGGCUUCCACGUUACAAUGUCAAGACACAGCUGCUUGGGGAUGUCAUAUCUGGGCUGCUGGUGGGGAUAGUUGCCAUUCCUCAGUCCAUCUCGUAYUCCCUCUUAGCGAACCAGGAUCCCAUCUACGGAAUCUACACCAACUUCUUCUGCAAUAUCAUCUACUUUGCUAUGGCCACUUCACGCCAUAACUUCGUCGGCUCCUUUGGUGUCCUGUGCCUCAUGAUUGGGCAGUCUGUGAACCGGCACCUUCAGCUAGCAGGGUACAGUGAUGACAGUGAUGGCUCAUCACUGAUGGGGAAUUCCUCCUUCUCCACUAAUGGGACAGAAGCCUGUGACAGAAGYUGCUACGCCAUUACAGUGGCCCUUACCUUAAGCUUUCUGGUUGGUCUUUACCAGAUCCUGCUGGGGGUUUUACAGCUGGGCUUUGUGUCUGUCUACCUCUCAGAACCGCUCCUCAGUGGCUUUGUGACUGGCUCCAGCCUCACUAUUAUCACCUCCCAGAUGAAGUAUCUUCUGGGACUGAAAAUCCCUCGUCAUGAAGGAGUGGGAUCCUUCAUUUUGACAUGGAUUGACCUUUUCAGAUACAUCCAGAACACCAACAUCUGUGAUCUGGUGACCAGUCUGGUUGCUUUGGCCGUCAUUGUGCCUGUUAAAGAGAUCAAUGACAGGUAUAAAGAUAAGAUGAAGGCACCAUUCCCUGUAGAACUGCUGGUGGUCAUUGUAGCUACAGUUCUAUCAUACUACUUCAACUUUGAAGAGCGAUACAAGUCUGCUGUUUGUGGGGACAUCCCUACYGGCUUCAAGAAACCCAUCCUACCAGAUACAAAACUGUUUUCCACCCUAGCAGUUGAUGCUUUGCCCAUUGCUAUUAUUGGCUUUGCUAUGACUGUCUCCUUGGCAGAAAUCUUUGGCAAAAAGCAUGGCUACCCUGUUCGUGCCAAUCAAGAGAUGGUUGCCAUUGGCAUGUGCAAUUUGAUCCCUUCUUUCUUCUACUGCUUUGCCAGCUCUGCAGCCCUGACUAAGACUCUGCUGAAGGAAUCCACAGGGACCCAGACGCAGAUCUCUGGCCUGGUCAGCUCCUUAGUGCUACUGCUAGUGCUCCUGUGGAUUGCUCCACUGUUUUACUCACUGCAGACAUCCAUCUUGGGGAUUGUCACCAUCGUCAACUUGCGAGGUGGCCUGAGAAAGUUCUGUGACACUCGCCGAAUGUGGCAAUUGAGCAAGAUGGACACAUUGGUGUGGUGGAUGACCAUGCUAGCCUCCACACUGAUCACUACAGAGAUUGGGCUCCUUGUGGGUGUCUGUUUUGCUCUGCUUUGCAUCAUCUUCCGCACUCAGAGACCCAGGGCUACGCUUCUGGGCAAGGUCAGCAACUCAGAAAUCUAUGAGGACCAAUCCACUUACAAGMAACUCAUCAAUAUUGCCAACAUCAAGAUCUUUCGCUUUGAAGCAUCCCUUUAUUAUGCUAACAAGGAUUAUUUCAAGACUGUUCUCUAUCACAAAACUGGGAUAAACCCUACUCUGCUAUCUGCUAAGCAUCGGAAGACWGAAGCACAGGCAAAUGCUGACACAAGGAAGAACAAGAGCUUUUUCUGCCCCAGGUCUAACUGUCUGAAAGCUGACAAGAAAAAGUCCGAGAAAUCUCCAGCAGAUGUUUGUCUUCCUUCCAUAGAUAUACACACCUUAAUCAUUGACUGUGGGGCUAUGCAGUUCAUAGAUACAGUGGGUCUCUCUGUGCUAAAUGAGAUCCAUUGUGACUAUAAGAAUAUUGGUGUCCAGAUACUCCUGGCCAAUUGCAACCCUUCCAUCCGCCACCUGCUCCAGAAGGGAGGCUGGGCUGGCAAGACAGCCUGUGGCAACCAAUUGGCCUUCCACAGUGUCCACGAUGCAGUGAAGUUUGCUGAAAGUUGGUACCAUGUGCAGCAGGAGAGCAAGGAGAAAAACGAUGCKCCUCUGGACCUGGAAGACUUGAGCUUCCAGGAAUCUUUGUAG